CAGAGGUUCUCUUAAAUUUGGGCAAUGCGAUGAUUUCCCGGAGCCGGGAUUGGGGUUUGAAGCCGCGCUGGUUUUCUCAUGAGCAGAGAAGGGAAAAAGGGAGAAAUGCCCGUGAAAGCCAGGCUGGCCAUCUGGAAGGGAGCAUCCCGGCUCCCGGGUAACCCCGUGCUCCGGCGCUCCGGGACUCGGCUCCGCUGAGCCUGGCUCCUCAAUAACCCCGUACUCCUGAUCCCCGGGGAUCCGCACCACAUCUCCCCGGCUUUCCGGUAACUCCCGCUACCCCAGCACCGAGUAUACCUCGGCUCCUCCUGACUGUGCAUCCCCACCCUGACCCCUGCACCCCAUCUCCCCGUUGACCCCGGGUCUCCCAGCACCCCAUCUCCCCGGCACCCCUGCUCCCCCCGGGACCGCGACCAUGGCGUUCAUGGUGAAGAGCAUGGUGGGGGGGCAGCUGAAGAACCUGACGGGCGGCCUGGGCGGCGAGGAGAAGAGCGAGGGCGAGAAGUCCCCGGCCGAGGCGCAGGGAAUGACCCGGGAGGAGUAUGAGGAAUAUCAGCGGCAGCUGGUGGAGGAGAAGAUGGAAAGGGAUGCCCAGUUUGCCCAGCGCAAGGCGGAGAGAGCCACGGUCAGGUCCCACUUCCGAGACAAGUACAGGCUCCCCAAGAACGAAACGGAUGACAACCAGAUCCAGCUGGUGGGAGGUGACGUGGAGCUGCCCAAGGAGCUGGCCAAGAUGAUCGAGCAGGACAACGAGGAGGAGGAGGAGAAGAACUCGGUUAUCGGCCAGCUCAGCAACAUCCAGAACCUGGACCUCGACUCCUUGAAGGACAAAGCCUCGGCCACGCUCGAGGACCUGAAGCAGUCGGCUGAGAAGUGCUCCAUGAUGUGAGGUGGCAGCAGCCCCGCUCCCCGCCGGCAGGAUGGGAAGGGAGGGGGGCAGCCGAGCGGUGCCGCCUGCAGCGGGGACCCCACUGAUGCUGCCCCCCUCGUCCCGCAGAGCCGGGUCCUCCUCCUGCCUCAACCCCUGCCCCAGGUGUCCCUGGUGUGUGGCUGUUGUCCUGUUCUCCGGUCCGAGGUUAGAGCCGAGAGGCAGCAUGUUCCCCUGUGCCCCAUCCCACCCCUGUGCCCGGCAGCGGGUGUCCCUAGGGAGAGCGGGGAAGGAAAGCCCGGAGUGACCUUGGGGUGUCAUUGAAGCACAUCAGCAUGGGAAGGCAAAGGCUUUCCCGCAGAGCGGUGCCCAGGCGCCGGGUUCCUGCCUCCUGGAAUGAUGGGGAGGCUCCGGUUUGCUCUGCAUGGUGGGAGAUGCGAGUUAACCUUCCAUAUGGGCAAGAGACACCAAGCACUGCCCUUGAGGGCCCCUCCGCAAGGAGUCAGCUGGGAAGGACCUGCUAUACGAUCCCAGUCAGCCCAGCGGGAAGGGGGUGUUGAGGACCGGAGGGAUGGAGCCUGAAUUGAUGCCAGAGAGGAAUAAACCCCGCUCCCCGGUGCCCAUGGGAGCCCACACCAGCCCUUCCCCGGGGUGGGAGCCGCUCGUGUCCUUGUUCCUUCCAGGAGAACAAAGUGGAAAGGGAAUCUCUCCUCCUCCUCCUCCUCCCCUGUCGUGCUGUACUUGUGCGCUGUGCUCAUCGAGUGUCUCUCCACCUCCUCUGCUGUCCCCGUGCCAUGGUACAGUUGUAACCGGUGGAAUAAAUACCAGGAGAUGUCUAUGCA
Pezoporus flaviventris is the source of this 1710-nucleotide messenger RNA. RefSeq names its product complexin 3 (gene CPLX3). Bases 416 to 889 code for a protein of 157 amino acids. Gene Ontology annotation, cellular component: terminal bouton; SNARE complex. The record is from RefSeq and is a predicted model, not a curated record. Gene Ontology annotation, biological process: synaptic vesicle exocytosis; neurotransmitter transport; regulation of neurotransmitter secretion. Gene Ontology annotation, molecular function: syntaxin binding. The transcript is spliced from 4 exons. Lineage: Eukaryota; Metazoa; Chordata; Aves; Psittaciformes; Psittacidae.